Molecule: messenger RNA, 2234 nt
Organism: Phragmites australis (common reed)
Lineage: Eukaryota; Viridiplantae; Streptophyta; Magnoliopsida; Poales; Poaceae
Product: O-fucosyltransferase 29-like
Exons: 9
Coding region: 149-1642 (497 amino acids)
Source: RefSeq, a predicted model, not a curated record
ACUCCCCAUCCCUGUUCACACACGCCUGCCUCUUCCUCCUGUUGUCGCCGUGGGCGCACCCUCCGCGAGCUCCACGAUCUAGCGCCGCGGCAAAAGGGUGGAUGCGGAUAGUACGUGGUUUCGGGGGCACGAGCUGGUCGGGUGAGGCAUGGGAAGGAAGCCUGACGCGGCAGCGAAGCCGCACUACUCCGGCGGCGGCGCUGCCUCCCCGAUGGCGGCGAGGAGGGCGCCGCCUUCUCCGGUGUUCCUGGGAACCGCGCUGUUCGUUCUAGGGUUCGUGUCCCUCUUCACCGGGCACGUGGUCACUGACGCCGACUGGUCGCGGAUCCGGAGCCGGUGGCGAUCCAAGCAGCUAAGAAACAAUGAACCGGUCGAUAUUUGGAAAUCGAAGUAUUCCAGCUUGUACUUCGGAUGCAGUGGGAGGAGCGUCAAUUUCAGAUCUGCUAUACCGGAAAACAGUUCUACUGGUUACUUGUUGAUUGCUACUAGCGGAGGGCUAAAUCAGCAGCGCAUAGGGAUAAUAGAUGCUGUUGUUGUUGCCUGGAUUUUGAAUGCCACACUUGUUGUACCUGAGUUAGACCACCACUCAUUCUGGAAGGAUGACAGUGACUUCUCUGACAUUUUUGAUGUGGACUGGUUCAUUUCCUACCUUUCAAAGGAUGUAACGGUUGUUAAAAGGAUCCCUUAUGAAGUGAUGAUGUCAAUGGAUAAACUCCCAUGGACCAUGCGGGCGCCUAGGAAAUCCAUGCCUGAGUUUUACAUUGGUGAAGUUUUGCCAAUACUCAUGCGAAGGCGAGCUUUGCAAUUAACGAAAUUUGAUUAUAGGCUCACUAGUGAGCUUGAUGAAGAUCUGCAGAAGUUGCGUUGCCGAGUAAAUUAUCACGCGUUAAGAUUUGCGAAUUCCAUACACACUCUGGGUCAGAAGCUUGUGCAAAAAAUGAGACUCGUGAGCUCGCAAUAUGUUGCUGUUCACUUGAGGUUUGAACCUGACAUGCUUGCAUUUUCUGGUUGCUACUAUGGUGGUGGUGAAAAAGAAAGGAAGGAACUGGGUGAAAUUAGGAAGCGAUGGGAUACAUUACCUGAGUUGAGUGCCAAAGAUGAGCGCACUAGGGGUAAAUGCCCGUUGACUCCUCAUGAAGUUGGUUUAAUGCUCCGAGCUCUUGGUUUUGGCAACGACACAUACCUGUAUGUUGCUUCUGGAGAAAUAUAUGGUGGAGAGGAAACUCUCCAUCCUCUCAGGGAGCUCUUUCCAAAUUUCUACACUAAGGAGAUGCUUGCUGGGGAUGAUUUGAAACCAUUCCUUCUUUUUUCUUCGCGGUUGGCCGCAAUUGACUUCAUCGUAUGUGAUGAGAGUGAUGUCUUUGUUACAAAUAAUAAUGGAAACAUGGCCAAGGUUUUAGCUGGGCGAAGGCGAUACAUGGGCCACAAGAGAACUAUUCGCCCAAAUGCAAAGAAACUCAAUGCACUGUUUCAGAGACGGAAUAAGAUGGGUUGGGAUAUGUUUUCACGGAAGGUAAAGAAAGUCCAGAGAGGUCUUAUGGGGGAACCGGAUGAUAUAAGACCAAGACAGGAUGAUUUCCAUGAAUUUCCUUCUUCUUGCAUCUGCCUAAGAAAACCUGGGAACAUAUCGGUCACAGCAUGAACUUAAAGCUUGACACAGGAAGUGAGGUAGACAAGUGGAGAAGGUAGUUUGCAUGAGCUGCACACCGGGGAGAUGUAUUUUGCUAAGAAACAAACAUGGUGAAAUUUACGGCUUGGAACAAACAGGGCAGGAAUGGAUAAUGCGUAUAUGCAGAAAUAGAUGCCAUGGCUCGGUCUCCAUCGAACUGGUGGCCGUGUAGAGAUGACAGUUAAACCAGGGAAACUACCACGGGAAGGAGUUACAACAGAUGUGCGAUGCCUUUAAUUUGUAGUUUAUACAUGAUUCAUUAUUUGGAUAUACUAAUGUCAUUUGAUCUUCUACCCGAGCAAAGCCUCUGGGCAGUUCACUUAUCUGACGAAGGACAGGUACUAGAACAAUGGCUACUCAACAUUUUGUGAUUACUGUACUUUGUUCCUUUUGGAAGAUGACUGAAGUGUGUUCUUUUUAUUGGAUUGUAAGAUAACCAUUGCCACGCAACGCUACGUCACACUUUUUUUCCUCUUUCCUAUCUCAUGAUCAUGUAAUAUAUCAACUUGGAAAAGUCAUCCUGGUUUAUUAAUGCAAUAGGUAUGGAUAUGCUAUAUUUCCUUGC